Patiria miniata (bat star) is the source of this 3881-nucleotide messenger RNA. RefSeq names its product single-stranded DNA-binding protein 3-like. The transcript is spliced from 11 exons. Bases 1 to 813 code for a protein of 270 amino acids. Lineage: Eukaryota; Metazoa; Echinodermata; Asteroidea; Valvatida; Asterinidae. Gene Ontology annotation, cellular component: nucleus. The record is from RefSeq and is a predicted model, not a curated record. Gene Ontology annotation, biological process: positive regulation of transcription by RNA polymerase II.
AUGAGUGGGACACAUUUUGCAAUCAGUUACAAUAUCCUGAGAUUUCUGCCUGACACUGGUUUCUUUGUUCCUUCAGGAUUUUUUGCCGUCAAAAAGGAAGGUCAUCCAAGCAUGGGAGGCCCAAUGCCAAGAAUGAACCACCCUCGGAUGCCAAUGCAACCAAACGGUUCCUUCUCCCCACAGAACUACGGCGGUGGUAUGAGACCGCCUCCUGGCUCAAUGCCAGGGGGAAUGCCGUUACCCAUGCCCGGAGGAAGACCAUGGAAUCCCAACACAUCAACGAUAAACUAUUCCCGAGCCUCUCCAGGUGGUUUUGUUGGUCCGCCAGGGAGCGGUGGUCCACCUGGUACGCCCAUUAUGCCAAGUCCACAAGGCAAUCCACAAGCUAUGUCCUCCGACAGACGUAUGUCACAGGGUAGCUCAAGAAGAGAUUCAACCAACUCGGGUGACAACAUGUACACAAUGAUGAAACCAGUACCAGGUGGCAACAUGGGACCAGGGAAUUUCCCAAUGGGAUCAGGACCCGACGGCCCAAUGCCCAUGGGAUCACAGGACAUUCCUCCAGUAAUGAAUGGUGAAAUGGACGGUUUGCCUAAGAGUUCGCCAGCAAGCAAUCAGGGCCCCGGCGGGCCAGGAACGCCCAGAGAAGAUAACGGGGAUAUGAGCGGCCAGUUGUUUCCAAACUUCCAAGAUAAUGACCAGAACGAGUCAGCGGCGAUACUUAAGAUUAAAGAAACAAUGCAGGAGGAGGCCAAGAGAUUUGAGAAAGAGACCCCCGGCGAACACCCCGACUACUUUAUGCAUCAACCCUAGCAGCACGCCCACUGACACACCCCAUGCAUACACCCACCCGCAGCUAAGUCCCCCCACGGUCCUCCCCCCUUUCUUGGCAGGGCACCGGCGCUGAGCCGAUGACUGCGAUAUCCUGGUGCUGCGACGAGUUUACCUAAUGUCAGUCACAUGAUAAAUUCUGAUAGAGGGCGCCAAACACUUUGGCUUUAAACUGACUAAAUUCAGAGACCAUUGUGGGUUCUUACAAGGUACUAUCAGGCUAUGCAGAUGAAAUCAUCAUGAUCAAAAUAAGCUGGUGCCUACACGAAUCAUGCAGUAGCCAAUUCCAUUAUGUACCAUGAUGUGGGUUACCAGACUGAUUGGUAUCCUGUUGUAUAGUGGAGCCUUCCAUAAGUAUGGCACCACUGAUCAGUCUAGUACCCUGACACUCUACUUAAACACACUACUAAACUCCUGAUAGUUCUCAGGUUGUCAUGCCAGCCCAUUGGAGGAAUUUGUCAUGUGACUUAAAAAAAAAAAAAGCAGCAGCCAUGUUGAGAACAAUAAAAAGAAUCAGCUAAGACAAAAGACGACGUAUGACCCUCUCGACCUUUGAACUUUGACACCGACUUCCAAGCUGCGUACAACCACAAAAGUAUUCAUCGGAAAGGUGUUGAAACAAGUAUGAAAUACGUAUUGAAUGUCGGUAGAUGAACACUUGAAAAAAAUAUUCAAAAAUCCCACCUGAAAAGUUGUUUCAACAAUAACCCACAUCUAUAAAAUAUUUUCUGUUAAUACGCAAAUCGUUCAUGGGAAUUGACACUAGAUUUCUAUGUGUAUAAUUAUGCUAUUAACAUUUAAUUCUUUUGGAGUUGCCAGACUGAUAUACCCACCAUUGGUAAUGCUGUUGCGUUUCAAUAGUCUUACAAGACUUUAUCCACCAGUAUUCAAAAAAGCUUAAGACAUAAUAAAUUUCUUUUCUCUACAUGUAUGUAACUUUAAGAAAACUAAAUCAAGUUAUUUUGAUGCCAUUUCCAAUUUUUGCCUGUGGGGUCAAGUAUAAAACCUUUGCAGACCUUGAAAUGAAGUGGCCUGAACAUUUUCUAAAAAUACUUAUUCAAAUUAUUCAUCCAACACGUAUUCACAAUGUUACUUCUUCAAGAAGAUGACGUUUAUCAGCAUAGCUGUCCACAAAUACAUAUUCUUUUUUUUUAGUAAUUUGUCUUUUAACAAUACAGUAAACGGGGGACAAUGCUCUGUAAGAUUCGAGUGUCUCAAAACGUCUAAGAAUUAGUUGGACAAGAUGAAUCCAGGGAAAUCGGCAGUAAUGUCAAGUUUCUUUUUCUGUUUUCAACCUUUUUGAUUUACAAUGUAAAGGUAUUUUUUUCCAUGUCACAAAGAUAUCACAAAGAUUCCUACACUUUGCAGCUGUGUUUCAGCAAGACUAAACUAACAAUACCAGACCAGAAGACUGCUUCAAAACCACCUGUACAUACUCAAUACUUUGUAAACACACCACCACACCGCCCCUGUACCCAAACGUGCAUUCCUUCCACUAACAUUAUUUUCAGGCUUUUAAAAAAUCUGAAUCAAUCACACUGAACCCUUGUUUAAUCAUCAACCCCCCCCCCAAAAAAAAAAUAAUCGGCCCUGGAGGCCUAGUUUAUUCCAAGGACAACAAAAAUUUUGAUCAAGAUGCUGGCGACAUCUUGUUAUUGUCUUGUUAAACUUGUAAUGGUUUUCGAUUGUAAGUCCCGCCCUUGAAAUUUGUAAAAAAAACAAGUGGUAUAGCUAUUGCCCUCUUCAAAAUUGCGUCUCUUCAAAAUUAUUACUGCGAAUUUGUCAGAGAAACACAUCUGCAUUGCAAAAAUGUGAUAUUACAAAUUUAGAUAUCCCUUGUUUUUACUUCUUCUUUUUUCUAGAGGCGAGUUAAGACAAGAAGUCGCUCGGGUAUCCCCAUUUAAUUCCGCAAUUUGAACUUGUGUCCAAGAAAUGCAAUAAGUAUUGUAAGAUGCCAUAUUAUUUCUUAGUUGGAAAAAACUUUUGAAAAAUAUCAUGCCAAGGCAGGAACACACAGUGAUGUUUAGAAAGUUGAGGUAUGCAGGUUUGAUGGAGACUUAAAAUAUGCGCAAAAAGAUGUUGACUUCCCACCUUCAGAUAUUUAAAUAGUAUGAGCCAUGAACAAAUGGAUGUACAAUAUCAGAUUAUAAGCAUCAGGUACAUCACAUGCACUUCAGGUAGGAAAUACAAUCAGUAGGGAAGACUGUAAUAUUUAGGUCAAUGGAUUUUAUUUUUUUGCGGCGGGGGGGGGGGGGGAUCAAUGUGGUGUUAAAACAUGAGCUUGCAUUAUAAAGCCAAAAAACAAAAUCCUCAGUUUUGAAGAUUAGUAUCAAGUUCACAUGGACAUGAUUUCAGAGAAAUGUGUUGAUCUUUGUCAAAUAUUCAUUUUCAUCUAGGAAAAAAGAAAGAAAUUUAGUCACUGUGUUGGCCAAGACAUGCAAAGAAUUUUAGACCUUUAUUCAUCAUGGGGGAUUUGUUGUCCCCGUGAGUCAAAUGAUCACCCACGGUCAGUAUUUAGUAUUCAGAGAGAAACUUGAGAGUUGUAAGAAAUAAAGACUAUUAUAAAAGUGAAGAAGGAUCACAACAGGACUUUGCAGCAGACAACAUGGACGGAGUUCCAUCGCGGGGAACAAGUACAAAUUCUUCGGCAUUCCCGUAAACAAUUUUAUACCCCUUUGUAGACAGACAGGACGGGGGAAUGCGUAUGUGUACAAACUUUGUACUAAGUGUUAUUUGUAGAGUAUACGACAAGAGAAAUUAAAAAAAAGAAGUGACGAAAGUUCCUUUAUUUAAUGAUUAUUAUAACGAUAUCACAGUUUGGUGACAUGUUCAUGUAUAUGUUAGAAAAAAAGAUGUGUUGAGUGAGAAAUUGUCCCCGUUUCUUUUUUCUGUUGUAGGAUUUUUCUAGAUUUGUUUGUGGAUUUUUUGUUUAUGUUUUUUUUUUUUUGUGAGCAAAAAAGUGAGAGAUAAUUCGGGAGGGGGCGGGGAAAGGAGAGGAAUGUGAGAAGGGGCGGUUUCGGGUAAUCUAUUCAUGAAUUUAAAAAAAAAAA